CGAGUGAAGCGCCCUUCCCCUCUGACCAAAAGUGGUCUUCCACGCGAUGUCGAUACCCAACGAUUAUUCAAAAUGGGACAAUCUCGAUGACAGCAGCGAUGAAGAUGAGCCGUCUGCGAAAAGGCAACGGCAGGAUGGAGGUCAAGCGUCAGCAGCAGCGGCAGCGGCAGCGGCAUCAGCACAGGCACCGUCCGUGGGUCUCCCUACCGUCGUGCGGCAGGUGGGCAAGGCAAGCAACGGGAACGGAGCGAAUCAAGGGAUCUCUGCAACAGUCAGGCUCACAGUGCGUGUGUCUGUCUGUCUGUGUCCGUCCCCAGGAUGACGUUGAGGAUGUGCGACAGCUGCAGGCUGAGCUGAGGCGAAUGAAAUCCGCUCACUCACAGGUACCUACUUAUCUGCUGCAGCGAUGAACCACCGCUCACAUGCAUGAUCUUUUCUGUAUCGAUCUUUUUGCCAUUUGGUCUCAGUUUGUGGGUCGGUUCUACAGGGCGCGGCAGCACAUGACGCCUGCCGUCGCAACCCAGGUGCCUGGUGCCGCUGGCGGAUUCUCUUUCCUGGAGCAGAGCAUGCUUUCGGCGUCGGGUGCACUCGACGACUUGAGCGACCUGUUCAGCGACGUGAGGUACCAUCCAGACCCGCGGACUCGUCCAGGACCGUCGACGCUGCCAACACCACUGCCCCAGCCUGUUGGCAGGGGAAACCCCCGCACAAGGGCCGGGCAGUCAACAGAUCAGGUAGGCUGGCCUCGCACAGAUCACAGGGUGCCGGAAAGGUAUCACACCAGUCAUUCAUGUCAAGUGUUGUUGGUGCCUGGCUGCCUAUCAGGAAUAUGGACUUCCGUGCCUCGAUGGGCUGCCGCCCGAUGUCGUCACGAGCCUGCUGGCCCUCUUUAGCACCAAGGAAGCCGCGCCACUCGUGUCCGUCAACAGGGCCGUGCGGGGCGACGUCGAGCCCGUCAUCUAUCAACACCUGGUGGUUCCCUCUACGGAAGACCGGUUCUGGCGAAGCCUGAGGGAGACCAGAAUGGGGCCAUGGGGGUUUGGACCGGCUCCUGAGGACAAAAUACGACGGAUCAAGGGCCUCAAGACAAGACUGGUACGCUGACGGGGCGGGCAGAACACGCCAACCAACCACCCAACACUCGAAGCUCCCAACAUCCGUCCUACCGGUAUCUGUGACUUGUUGGCUCUGUGUGUAUGCAGAGUCAGCUCAAGACGGCCGAGUUGAGUGGCGAUGACCUCCACAUUGCCUUUCCCAUUGAGUGUGUUGAGUCAUCCGCGGCGACGCUCAAGUCACUCACCCUGGGGAUCCCGUUUGAUGACGAAGAGGAGGAAAGCGACUCGGAGGACAUCGACGACGAGGAAGACGAUCCCCUGGACGACUUCUUCGACGGUCCACGGGACGACUUCUUCGACGCUCCACGCACGCGAACGCGACUCGAGAAGCGGCCGAAGGUGCUCGCUGCAGACACACUGGACACACGCUUUCGAUCUAGAUGCACUGACGGAGAGACUGACGGCCUUCUGGCUGAUGAUUGCAUCCUGCAGGUGGUCUUCGAGUCACUUGACAAGCUACACUUUGACCGCGGCUUCAGCGUCCAGUGGCUGGCGUAAGCCGCAGACACCUACACCUAGACAGGCCCAUGAACACUUUGUGUGGUUCCUGUGGUUUGCUUUGCCUGAUGUGAUUCCUGUGGUUCCGCAAAAGGAGACGCGCCCAGAACUGGAAGUUCCCCAAGCUCACCACACUGCGGGUCUACGGGUUUUUCGACUACGAGAGCAUCCCUCACCUUUGUGAAGUCAUCAAACGGGCAGCACCGACACUCACACACCUGGGUAUGUAAUGAUCCAAACCAUACAAAACGCCCCUGUUGCGUCGUGUGACUGAGUGUUGUCGAAUACAUGCAGAGUACCCCCCAUACCGAUGCUCCAACGACAUCGACAAACUCAUCUCUGCCUUCGGCAGGUGCCGCAAGCUCGUCAGGUAAACAGAAACACAGGUGCAGAUGAUCCGUCUCCCUCUGUCUGUCUGUCUGUCUGUGUGGCUGUGUGUCAGUAUCUCUGGCUUCUUCCCCUGGGCGUCGGCAGACUUCGAGUCACUCAGAAAGGCCCUCGAAAAGAACUGGAACAAGCCAGAGAACAAAGGUGACAGACGACAAACAAACAAAUGGGGAAAAGGACACUCUGCACAUCACACAUCACGUCCGUCCGGUGCCUGUCUUGCCGUUCUAUCGAUAGAUGCGUCGAAGAAGCUUGUGCUUGAAGCGCGUGCAUUAGUCGAUGUGCCCCUGACGUUCUCGGACGGGCCGUCCACCAAGUUGUCCGGCUUCCUCGAGUGGGCCGAGACCAGCAAGUGUGAGGUGACGUGGACGUUCACACCCGACCGAGACUGCGAGAUCGACGAGGGCUUCACGAUCGACUGCGAGGAGGCCUACGUGAGAGCACUGCCCGUGGUGGAAGGCCUUCUGACCAGGGCCGUCAGACAGUGGGCCAGCAUGACUGAGGUGGUACGCAAGAGACAGACAGACAAAGAAAGAUCGAUGAUCCAAUAACACAUACGCGCUUCUCUGUGCGCGUCAAUUAAUGACUUGCUCUUUCUUCAGGUGAUCAUCCAGUGUGGCGGCACUGCCCUGCAUCGCUCAUGGGCACGGCAGCUGCAAUUCCCGAAGGCGCGCAAGCUCACGGUGACGGGAGUGACGUCCGCCGAGGCGCUUGGCGGCGUGCCCGACUUCCUGACGGGCGACUACGACCUUCCUCGCGUGACCGAGGUGCAGAUCGAGAUGAGAAAGCCAUGGGGCCGUCCAAAUGCGCGUGGCGGUCGUGUGCCUUUCGGCACAAACAACCUGACCCGUGUGCUCAGCACACUGCCGGGCGUCUCGUCGUUGUCGGUGUAUGGCUGCCACCACGACUCACUGACUCAGGCAGUUGCCAUGUGUGGGGUUGCGUCUGGCGGGGUGGUGGACCAUGUCCAUCUGCGCGAGAUAGACUUUCUGCCCCCCUUUGAGCUGAGCCAGUCGAGUGCAGCGUCAGCUGAGCCAGGGGCAGAGAGUGCUUCUGCCUCUCCUCCCUCCUCGCAUGUCAAGUGCCUACACUUCCAUUCCUCAAAAGAUUCUUUUUCGUUUGGGUAUGGAGAGAGAGUGCCCUUCGUGCAGCCAGUGGUCGACAGGUGCAUAGACACGACGCUGGCCAUACGCCCACUGAGAGCGCAGGUCUGCCUGAGUUCUACGGAUCAGGAGACCGAUUUGCCAUUGCAGUCAGACGACCUGUUUCUGCACGUGCAGCGCUCUUUUGCGCGAGUAGAGGCCCACUAUGCUCUGGUGCUAGAGCAGCACAACUUUGGCGUCGACGUGGAGCUGUGCAGGCUAUACUAGAGAGGGAGGGAGGGUAUGCGCGUCUCGAGGCAGUUGGGUGAGAUGUUUAGAUGUGACGGUGGGUCUCUCUCUCUCUCCUUCUCUCUCUCUCUGAGUGUGUGUGUGUGUGUGUG
Messenger RNA from Vitrella brassicaformis, 3483 nucleotides. The record is from the annotation of a GenBank genome assembly. Lineage: Eukaryota; Vitrellaceae.